Messenger RNA from Drosophila navojoa, 956 nucleotides. It is a transcript of the gene Cdk1, whose product is annotated as Cyclin-dependent kinase 1. Gene Ontology annotation, biological process: G2/M transition of mitotic cell cycle; mitotic G2 DNA damage checkpoint signaling; protein phosphorylation. Lineage: Eukaryota; Metazoa; Arthropoda; Insecta; Diptera; Drosophilidae. Gene Ontology annotation, molecular function: cyclin-dependent protein serine/threonine kinase activity; ATP binding. Gene Ontology annotation, cellular component: nucleus. The record is from RefSeq and is a predicted model, not a curated record.
GUGGCAACCUCAAUCGAUUCGCGGCAUUUUUCUGAAACUAACCGGGAUUAAAAUGGAAGAUUUCGAAAAAAUUGAAAAAAUAGGUGAGGGUACCUAUGGAGUUGUGUAUAAAGGCCGAAACCGAUUAACUGGUCAAAUUGUUGCCAUGAAAAAGAUUAGAUUGGAGUCUGACGAUGAAGGAGUACCAUCUACAGCGAUAAGAGAAAUCUCAUUACUUAAGGAACUUAAACACCGUAAUAUUGUCUGCUUGGAAGACGUACUUAUGGAAGAAAAUCGUAUAUACUUGAUUUUUGAAUUUCUAUCAAUGGACCUUAAAAAGUAUAUGGAUUCACUUCCUCCGGAGAAGCAUCUUAGUAGUCAACUGGUGAAAAGCUAUUUAUAUCAAAUAACGGAUGCUAUAUUGUUUUGCCAUCGUCGUCGGGUUCUACAUCGUGAUUUAAAGCCGCAAAAUCUCUUAAUUGACAGAAAUGGUAUCAUCAAAGUAGCUGAUUUCGGACUCGGUAGAUCUUUCGGUAUACCUGUACGCAUUUACACCCAUGAAAUUGUUACGCUUUGGUAUAGAGCUCCAGAGGUAUUGUUGGGCUCUCCACGAUACUCUUGUCCCGUUGACAUUUGGUCCAUUGGAUGUAUAUUUGCAGAAAUGGCUACUAGGAAGCCACUAUUUCAAGGUGAUUCGGAAAUUGACCAGUUAUUUCGAAUGUUCAGAAUUCUGAAAACGCCUACAGAAGAUAUAUGGCCAGGUGUAACAUCGCUUCCUGAUUACAAAAAUACAUUCCCAUGUUGGUCUACAAAUCAGUUAACUAGUCAGCUUAAAAAUCUCGACUCAGACGGUAUAGACCUAAUUCAGAGAAUGUUGGUUUAUGAUCCAGUGCAUCGGAUUUCAGCGAAGGACAUUUUGGAUCAUCCCUACUUUAAUGGAUUUAAAAUUGAUUGGCCUAUUUCAUAAGUGUGUUUAU